AUGAAUAAAAUCAGGCAAGAGAUAACUCCUUUUUAAAAGGAAAUAAUUCUAUAUUAUUAAACAAGUAAGGUAAUAUUGAUAUCAUCUUAGAGUUUGAAAACAAUUAAGGAUAGUAGUAAGCAAUUAUAUGUUGUUUCCAAAUAGUGGUUUCGCUAAUGGUAAUACUACGUUGAGUAUAUAUAAGGGAUUGCGCCAAACGAGAAGAGAGAGAAGCCUGGAGCAUUGAAUUGCGACUUGUGUAGUAAAGAGAAUUUUCUAUUAAAAUACCCUAGAGAUAAUUCCUUCAAUUAAUAAAUUAUAAAAUUAUAGUCUGAAGAUUUUAUUUUGGUAAAUAAACUAAUGAUUGAUGUCUGGGGAACUGAAUAUGGUGUUGGGAUGACUAUACCAAGAAAUGUAUAUUUCAAUUAACAAGGUGUUCCUUCUUUAAAUGUAAAUUUAUUAAGAUAAUCUGUAUAUAUUAAUGUACUAAACCCACAAAGAGGAGUUCUAUAGGUAGAUUAAGAUUGCAUUAUAAAAUAAUGGAUAUAACUAUUGUGCUUGGCAAUUAAAAAUGAAUUUUAAGUCAAUGUUGAAUAGAUUAGAUUAUGGAAACAUAAGCAUUUUUAAGCUGAUUAUGCUAUUAAAUAGUUGGAGAAGCAUUAGGGACAUUUCAAUGGAGAAAUUUUAAAUGAAAAUCUUACUAUUGGAUCUUAUAAUGCAGAUUUAAUAAUUAUUGAUAUCUAAAUAGAUGGAAAAUGGCAAUAUGAUUAAUUGGAUAUCAAAAUUUCUUGUUCUGAGGAUUUUAGACACAUUUACUAGAAAGCAUCAAAAGGAUGUGGUAAAUUUAUUUGUGAUAGGAAUUAUUGCAAAAGUAAUCCGAUAUUUUCCUAAAUUGAAUUUGAUAGGAAAACUCUAUAAUACUAUUUAAUUGAAUAGUUUAAGUAGGAUUACUUAGAUUGGACAACUGUAUGUUGGAAUUAGAUUAAUGAAUUAAAACCUAUUCAAUAAUUACAGGAUAAUGAUAAUAUAGUUGUUGCUUUAACUGAGUUGUCCAUUUUUCCAAAUAGUUUUGGAGCAUCUUUUAUUCUAAAUUUUAAUAAUUGCUAUGAUGUUAUUAAUUAUAAAAAUUCAAAUCCUGAAUUGAAUUUAUCAGCUAUUUAAUUGGUGAAUGAUGUAUUAGAUGCAAAAACUCUUAAACUAUGGAUGGAAAAUUUGGUUUCAAAUUACAAAUAAAGUAUAUAUUUUGUAAGAGCUAUUAUUAUUAUUAUGCAUUUUAAAUGCUUCAAUAAUUUAUUAUAUUAAGAAGGGAAUAGAAUUAUAGAAGUGUUUCUAAUUUUAAGUAAAGAAGAUAAGGAUCUUUUAUCAAAUUAUCUUAAAAUAUUGCCUGAUGAAUAUUUCAUCAGAUAUACUUCAACAAUUAUUGAAAUUAUGGGAAAUUACUUAAAAUAACAAUCAAAGAAACAUAUACCAUUAUUAAAAAAAACAGAAAUCCAAUUUGUUAAACAAAUGCUUGAACUCUUAUAGGUAUUUUAUAAUUCUAAUAAAACUCUUAAACUAUUAAAUCUAACUAGAUUUCAAAUAUCAGAAAUUGCUACAUUGUAUCCAAAAUAUGGUAAUUAGUUAGAAUACAUUUAAUUCGAUAGUUAUAGUAUAUAAAACUUAGAAAGAUAUUAUUUUACUUUUUGUCAAUAUCCAUGGGUGAUACCUCUGGAAUUCAAAAGUGAAAUUCUAGCCAUCGAUUCUAAAAUGAAUUAAAAGAGCUAAUUUCAAAAUUCAUUUAUGUUUUAUUAACCAUUUUUAUAAUUGAUGAUUGAUCGUAAUGAUGUUGUUACUAGUGCUUUAGUAUCCCUAUCAAGAAAGGAUAUUAACUUAAAGGCUUAACUUUAAAUUGUAUUUUAAGGAGAACAAGGUAUCGACUAAGGAGGGUUAGCAAGAGAAUUCUUCUCUUUAUUGACAUAAAAGUUAUUUGAUAUAAAUUUUGGAAUGUUUGUUCCCAAAAAUAAUAACUCAAUAUUAUGGUUUAAUAAAAAUAAUAUGGAAAUGCCAUUUAAAUAUGAGUUGAUUGGCAUGAUUCUAGGAUUAGCAUUAUAUAAUUAAGUGUGUUUGGAUCUCUAAUUUCCAGAAGUCAUUUUUAAAAAAUUGAUGAAUGAGCCCACUUGUCUUGAAGAUUUAAAAGAAUUAGAUCUCGAAGUUUAUAAAGGACUCAAUGCUCUUGCUUAAUAUGAAUAAGAUAAUAUCGAGGAUGUAUUUGCUUUGAAUUUUACUAUUACUGAAACAAUACGGGAUGACAUUAUUAAUGUGGAAUUACUUCCUAAUGGAACUGAAAUAAUGGUAACACAAUAAAAUAAGCAUGAAUAUAUAAGAUUAUGCACUAACUAUUAUUUAAAUCUGUAAAUUGAAACAACAUUUAAUUCUUUUAAAUAAGGAUUUUGGAGAGUGGUGGAGGGAAAUGGAAUUAAAUUAUUUUCAGGCUCCGAAUUACAAUAAUUAAUUGUUGGAUAAAAAAACUUGAAUCUUAAGGAAUUAGAGGAUUCAACAGAGUAUGAUGGGUUCGAUUACAAUUCUGAAUACAUAAAAUAAUUUUGGACAUUUUUAAGAACACUAAAUGAAGAAUAAUAAAAAAGAUUUUUGUUUUUUUGCACUGGUUCUGAUAGAAUUCCUGUAGGUGGUUUAAAAUCAUUAAAAUUCUUAAUUUAAAAACAUGGAGAAGAUUCGGAAUAAUUGCCAUCAGCUCAUACCUGUUUUAAUGUAUUAUUACUGCCAUAGUAUGAUUCAAUUGAUAAAAUGAUAAUGAAACUGCAAAUAGCAUUAUAAAAUUGUGAAGGAUUUGGAUUGAUGUGA
Molecule: messenger RNA, 2820 nt
Organism: Paramecium tetraurelia
Lineage: Eukaryota; Ciliophora; Oligohymenophorea; Peniculida; Parameciidae
Exons: 9
Biological process (GO): protein polyubiquitination
Molecular function (GO): cysteine-type deubiquitinase activity; ubiquitin protein ligase activity
Source: RefSeq, a predicted model, not a curated record